UUGAAGACUUGCACCCCCCAACCAACUUACCAACACAGCUUCUUCACCAACUACCGAAACAGAGUGUAAACUGAUAAGAAAAUUGAAAUCAUUUCCUCCUUUUCUGCUCGCAAGGCUGAGCCCUAAUCUGUAUCAUCGAAAUCAUUUUCAGCCGCUAUAAAGCAAAGGAAAAUGUCAGUACCCAUCAACCAUCCCAAUAUCAUAACCUGCAAAGCUGCGGUGGCAUGGGGAGCUGGGCAGGAGUUGGUGAUGGAAGAAGUACAAGUGAGCCCUCCCCAGCCUCAGGAGAUUCGAAUCAAAGUGGUUUCCACCUCUCUCUGUCGCAGCGACAUCACUGCUUGGGAGUCGGGGUCUAUAUUUCCUCGGAUAUUUGGGCAUGAAGCAGCAGGGAUUGUUGAAAGUGUGGGGAAAAAUGUGACAGAAUUUGCGGAGGGGGACCAUGUGCUUACACUAUUUAUUGGAGAAUGUGGAAAAUGCAGACAUUGUGCAUCUGCUAAAAGCAACAUUUGCCAAGAAUUGGGGUUGGAGAGGAGAGGUGUAAUGCACAGUGAUCAGGGAACACGCUUCUCAAUUAAAGGGAAGCCCAUUUACCACUACUGCGGGGUUUCGAGUUUCAGCGAAUAUACAGUUGUACACUCUGGAUGUGCAGUCAAAGUCAGUCCAACUGUACCUCUGGAGAAAAUCUGCGUUCUGAGUUGUGGAGUGGCUGCAGGUCUGGGAGCUGCUUGGAAUGUCGCUAAUAUCUCGAAAGGAUCAACUGUAAUUAUUUUUGGUCUAGGAACUGUUGGCCUCUCUGUUGCACAAGGUGCUAAACGCAGAGGGGCUGCUCAGAUCAUUGGUGUCGAUACUAACCUGGAAAAGUGUAAAAAAGCAAAGGUUUUUGGAGUAACAGAAUUUGUCAACCCAAAUGAUUACAAUGAAUCCAUUCAACAGGUUAUUAACCAGAUUACUAGUGGAGGGGCGGACUACUCAUUUGAAUGUAUUGGUGAUACAGGAAUGAUAACCACUGCAUUACAAUCAUGUUGUGAAGGCUGGGGUUUGACUGUUACUCUCGGUGUACCCAAAGCAAAACCUCAAAUAGCUGCUCACUAUGGCCUUCUACUUAGCGGAAGAACGCUGAAAGGAUCUUUGUUUGGAGGAUGGAAACCUAAAUCUGACCUUCCUUCAUUAGUAGAGAUGUAUAUGAAGAAGGAAAUCCAUGUCGAUGAGUUCAUCACUCACAAUCUGCCAUUUGAGGAAGUGAACAAAGCUUUCCAUCUCAUGAGAGAAGGAAAGUGUUUGCGCUGUGUGCUACACAUGCCACAAUUCCUCUCUGGAUUUCAAGUUGGAAAAGAUCUAAGUUCUGGACCUUCUGGUAGCUGCCAGGAAAUGGAUGAAUCUAACAGUAUGUCCAGUUGAUGAAAAAUAUGCAGCAGGAAAACGCUCCAUUUAUGAGGGAUUGCACUGUAAGCUUUGCUUAUGUCUUUGGAGAAACGCGUGUUAGCGUUAUAUUUAUCGUUUGAGGUUAUAUGUGAUGAUCUCUUCUCUGAUUCCUUUGCUAUGUUAUUAUCUUCCUCGUUGAAGCUAAACCUAUGUAGAGUAUCCAAACUCAUCUAUAAUCAUGACAGAGCAUUCACGAAUUGCAUUAAAUUCCCAAAGCUGUGAACCUUUUAAUUAUGAGUGAGUUUUAUCUCGUCGAAAGCUGCGAAUCAGUUUUCCUUUUGUGUCUGAUCGCGUCAGUUCAGCAA
Messenger RNA from Tripterygium wilfordii, 1727 nucleotides. Its product is annotated as alcohol dehydrogenase-like 6. The record is from RefSeq and is a predicted model, not a curated record. The coding region runs from base 172 to 1398 and encodes 408 amino acids. NCBI's taxonomy places the organism in Eukaryota, Viridiplantae, Streptophyta, Magnoliopsida, Celastrales, Celastraceae. Gene Ontology annotation, molecular function: zinc ion binding; S-(hydroxymethyl)glutathione dehydrogenase [NAD(P)+] activity. Gene Ontology annotation, cellular component: cytosol. The transcript is spliced from 10 exons. Gene Ontology annotation, biological process: formaldehyde catabolic process.